Molecule: messenger RNA, 891 nt
Organism: Rhododendron vialii
Lineage: Eukaryota; Viridiplantae; Streptophyta; Magnoliopsida; Ericales; Ericaceae
Exons: 2
Coding region: 1-891 (296 amino acids)
Source: RefSeq, a predicted model, not a curated record
AUGGAACAACAACAAAAAAAGGGAGGAAAAACUCUUAUGUCGUUCUUCAAACGAAGAGUGAAUAUAUCAGAAAGUGAUGCUCCUUCUCAGAUCAAUGUUGAUACUUCAAUUAACGAUGAGCAACCUCCUCCUAAAAUUCAAAGAGUUGAAUUUGAUGAUACUUCUCUUGUACGGGAGCCGGGGUUACGUUUUCCGAUAUGGGAACAUUCCGUUAAUCAACAUGAUGAGAUUAGACGAGCUUAUAUUAAAGCAGGGCCAUAUCAACCUAAUUGUCUGGAGUUUCCACGAUCCAAGUUUGGAAUUCAAUAUCGUCGAUUUCAAUCCUCUUGGUUCAGCAAAUUUCCUUGGUUAGAGUAUUCCCCACAAAAAGAUGCAGCAUUUUGUUUUCCAUGCUUCAUUUUUGAAAAGAAGACAGCAAACCGUUCUACAUUAACUGGUGCGGGGUUUACAAAUUGGAAGGUUGUUUUCGAUGCCUUUUCGAUGCAUGUAGGAGGUCCUAAUUCACCACAUUCCAAUGCUGUGAAUUAUUGUGAUGAUUUAAUGAAUGUUGGUCGGCAUAUUGACAAAGUAAUGAAUGCACAAUCUUCAGAAGACAUUCAGAAAAAUAGGGUGCGGCUUAUGGCAACUAUUGAGAGUAUUCGAUGGCUUACUUUGCAAGGAUGUGCUCUUAGAGGCCAUGAUGAAUCUGUUGAUUCAAAAAACCGAGAUGAAGCAAAGGAUACAUCUAAUAGAGAGCAAAUGGUAAUUGUUUUGAGAUUUGUUGAUGUCCAAGGAUUUUUACGGGAGCGUUUUUUUCAUAUUGUGCAUGUUAAAGACACCACUGCAUUAACUCUGAAGAAAGAGAUAUCUGAUAUCCUCACUCGUUACAAUUUGGACAUUCAUAAUAUGUGA